Messenger RNA from Alternaria arborescens, 1482 nucleotides. RefSeq lists its product as hypothetical. The record is from RefSeq and is a predicted model, not a curated record. The transcript has a single exon. Bases 1 to 1482 code for a protein of 493 amino acids. Lineage: Eukaryota; Fungi; Ascomycota; Dothideomycetes; Pleosporales; Pleosporaceae.
AUGGUGAGAGGAGAUUUGGCAACCACAGCAGCAGUAAGUGACCGAAGCUCUUCUCACCUCCGCCUGCUUACAAACCGUUUCCAGAACGCCGGAGGUAUGGGCAACUUCGUAUCUUUCCGAUCACCACAGAACGAUAGCCGUCCCGAAAGCGAUAGCGGCAACAGACACGACGUGGGAACACAAGCGGUAGACAGGCUGAUGGCAGCUAGAAACAGAACGGACAUCGCUGUCACUAUCGACCGUCCAUUCGAUGAGCAUGAACGACUGCUACAGGAGCAGCUGAAACAACAAAACGACAAGUCUCAGAAGUUACUUUUGGAGAACAAGAGAAUCCACGAGGUAUACAAGAAGGUGUGCGACGAGCGUCACGAGCUUCGAGAACAUAAGAAGAUCUCUGGAGAGCGGAUCAAAGACCUCCAUCAGAAUCUACAAAUCCUCGAAGAUGAAAGGUGCUACACUACCAGCAGAUACAACUAUCUCGUUAAGAAGGUUGUUCUACCGUAUGCGCAGUACCGGAAUCUUCAGUGGAACGAACAAACCGGAGAGACGAUCGACAUCGUCGUGGACCCUCUAGUCGCAGAUGCUCUAGAGGCUGAUAGCCUGCGUGAACAAAAGAGUGCAUUGCAGAGAGAGCUGCUUGCCGGAGUCGAAAAGGGAGAAGCGAUGACUGACGAGUACUUCGCGCAAGAAUACCGCAACCUCGCCGCUCUUGUCAAAACCCUGAGUCGUGGCAUUCGUCUCGAACCCUAUGUUAAUGUGAUUGAAUCUCUGGACUCUGGCAUCUUACUGGGAAACGUCGCAAAAGGAGAGUGGACGAGUCGUAUCCAGAAGAAAUAUAUGAUUGAAGCAUGGACUUGGUCAGUCUUGCUCGAUCUUGUCUUUCGAGAUCCUUUCGUUAUGUUUGGGACCACGACUGAAACAUUAAGGAGUCUCUGGUCAGUAUUGUUCGAUAGACCUCCCGACCAAGACUGGCCGGCUCCGUCCGUACUCUGCGAGACAUGGCGUUGCACCACGAUGGAGAGGCUGGUGGGUGGUAUUGUUGAUCCGAAGAUCAUCACACAGCGAAUGACGAAGGAGAAGUACCAACCCUUGGAGCAGAGUUUGAUAAAUGCUCGAGACAAUGUCGUCGAAGUCAUGAACAUAGCCCUGGCAGCGGUUUCCUCCCAGAUUGAUGUCUCUGAGCUCCAUCAGAUCGUGGACAAGGCCUUUGCGUUGACUAUGCACAUGUCGUUCCAGCGCGCCCGCUUUCAAAUUACCUACCCCAAACAUGGAGACGACUUCAACCCACAGUCGAUGAAGUCCAUCCCGGACUCCGAUGGAGAAGAAUUAAACAAAGGAAUUGUCGCUUUGGUCGUCAAUCCGGGCCUGACCAAAUGGGGCGAUGCGCACGGCAAGAACCUCGACCACCGUUACGACAUCGUCGCAUCUCUAGUCCAACUCGAAGCAGUCGAUGAGAAGCGUGUGGACGCAGCAUACGAUUAA